AUGUCUCAAAGAAUCUGCUAUAAGCCUGGCUGUGGAGGAAAGGCAAAAUUCAAGUGCUUUUGCACCACUCCUGAAACUUAUAUGUGUGAAAAGCACAUAGAUGAUAGAGACCCUCUCUAUAGAAACCACGUUGGUCAUGAGAUGAUCACCAUUUACAGCAAGCCUGAUUAUGCUUCAAAAGAAGCUUUUCUUAAGUUUCUCAGCGGAGAAGUCCACAAACUCGACUCAGUUGAGAAAAUUAUCAUCGAAAACACUUUGGUUGAAAUCAAAGCGAUCGAGGAAGGUCUUAAGGAAAUUUUGCAUAGGAUUAAUGACUCCAAAAAUACUCUUAACCAUUUAGUUGAAGAGAUAAACUCUCUUAGAGAGAUUCCAUACAACAGCUCAAAAUCGCUUCACAACUGGCUAAAACUUCCUGUACAAGAAGCAAAUGCCUUGAUAGAGAACCUUAAAAGGACGAAGGAGCUUCCCUCUUCUGAUGGUUUAUACCAAGAAAUGGUCCAAUUUACUUUGGAAUUUGCUUUAAAACCAAUCGAAUCUCCUUUAGAAGCCCUAGAACUUCUGAAUGAAAGCAGCAGAAAAAAUCAGGUUCAGUUCAAGCAGCAAAUGAACACAAUCCUAAACUUGAAAAAUAUAGUGAACCAUUACAAAAAUAACCUCAAACAAGACUUAAGCACCCCUAUAAACAAUGAAAGAUCCCCAAGUUCUCUUUCUACCUACAAGCAAGACUUCGAAGCUUUAGCCAAGCAAGAUAUUAACAACUAUGACAUCCCCAAGAGAAAAAGAAACAGUCAGCAGUAUAUGAACAAUAAUUUAGAAGUUGCUGAUGCGAUUCACCAUGUAACAGUUGGAGGCCCCGAGCCUGACAGCUCAGACUCAGACCAUCAGCAUACAACUGAAGAAGAGUCCGUCAACACCACACACUCAGCCUACACUGCGGAGACUAUUUCAGAUUAUUCUCCUCUUAACACCCAGUUCAGCUAA
Messenger RNA from Blepharisma stoltei, 981 nucleotides. Lineage: Eukaryota; Ciliophora; Heterotrichea; Heterotrichida; Blepharismidae. The record is from the annotation of a GenBank genome assembly.